Molecule: messenger RNA, 1775 nt
Organism: Syngnathus acus (greater pipefish)
Lineage: Eukaryota; Metazoa; Chordata; Actinopteri; Syngnathiformes; Syngnathidae
Gene: b3gnt9
Product: UDP-GlcNAc:betaGal beta-1,3-N-acetylglucosaminyltransferase 9
Exons: 7
Coding region: 272-1627 (451 amino acids)
Cellular component (GO): membrane
Molecular function (GO): hexosyltransferase activity
Source: RefSeq, a predicted model, not a curated record
AGGCAUAUUUCCCAUAGCACUUAAAGGCAACAAAAGUACCAGUGAGACGCAGUACGUACAGAUGUUUCCAGUUUGUCCUACCUCCUCCUUUCUCGGGAUGCCUGUGCUGGCUCUGGAGAAGAGGGCAAUGGACAUAAAUGGUUGCCCAGACUCUCACAUACUACAGAGAUCAUACAUUUUCUAGGACAAAUGGUGACGUCCUAAAAGCAGAGAUGCUUAAGAGAUCUCUAACUAUAUCACCCGCUGUUGAAUGUGCUAUUAAAGCCAGAAAAUGGUGAUGCUGAGGAGAAGGCGGUGCUACGUAAAAGGAGAUGUUAUGUGCACGAUGCUGCUACUGCUGCUCUUCUUCCUGUUACUCUAUGCGCGACAGGCCCUUUUGUCCUCUGGGUGGGACAAGCCAGCAUGGAGGCUGGAUAUUCUUCGUCCCACCAGCUCCAGUCGGACCCUGCUGGGAACAAACAGAGCCAAAGUGGCCCAGGGCGCCCCGGAGCUACCUCCCUGUGAACACAAGUCAAAACGCACUCAACCCAAGUCCAAAGCUCAGUCCAAAUCCAAAGCAAAGUCCAAGUCCCGACGGAAGGGCAUCACACCAACGAAGACGACCGGCGCUCCUCUGCCGACAUUGCCGCCGUUUGACUUUGUGGGUUACCUGAGAGAGAAGGACAACCGCAACUUUCGGCUGCUAAUAGAUCAACCACAGAAAUGUCAGCUGGGAGAGUCUGAAGGAGCUGGAGAAAGCCGUGAGCUCUACAUGCUCAUUGCAGUGAAAUCUGUCGCUGCAGAUUUUGACAAGCGGCAGGUGGUACGUAGGACCUGGGGUAAAGAAGGCAGGUCUAUCCGCACUGUCUUCCUGUUGGGGGUCCCUAAGAAUCGCACAGCCUUGCCUCUGUGGGAUCAGCUGCUGACCUACGAGAGUCAAACCUUUGGGGACAUUCUGCUGUGGGACUUUGAAGACACCUUUUUCAACUUGACGCUGAAAGAAACUCACUUUCUAGAAUGGAUCAACCGCACCUGUCCUCGAGUCAAGUUCGUCUUCAAAGGGGAUGCUGAUGUUUAUGUAAAUGUCGAGAACAUACUGGAGAUGCUUCAAAGUGAAAAGUCAAAUGAAGAUCUUUUUAUUGGGGAUAUAAUCGUCAACGCCAAACCCAUUCGGCGCCGCACUUCCAAGUACUACGUGCCAGAGUUUGUCUACGGUAGCGCUUUGUACCCAUCUUAUGCCGGGGGAGGGGGCUUCGUCAUGUCUGGCUAUACAGCACGGAGACUCAGCGCCUCCUGUCAACAAGUGGAGCUGUUCCCCAUCGAUGACGUGUUUCUGGGAAUGUGCCUCCAGCUGAUCGGAAUCAAGCCAUCGCGCCACCAAGGUUUUCGGACCUUUGGCAUUCCGCGUCCAUCAGCAGCGCCUCACCUCCAGACGUUCGACCCGUGUUUUUACCGGGAGCUCAUGGUGGUUCAUAGCCUCAAUGUGCCCCAGAUCUGGCUCAUGUGGAACUUGUUGCAUGACCCCAAACUGAGCUGUCACAACAGGUCCAGACUGACAUCAGGAUCCUUCAGGUGGAGAACAAGCGAUUUAAAAGGCGAGGAGGAGACUGACUAUGAAGAGAAGGGAGUGUUUGUCACACAUGAUUAAAAUCUGUAGGAAAGAUUUAGAAUAAAAUAAGACAGGCUUCGUGGCUAUCUUGAAAGGCCCGUGAUGCCAAGCACAGAUGCCCCACAUGACACCUCAUCCAAGUUGGCAGACGGGCAAAAUGAACUGAAAAUAGACAAACAUACUUCUG